Fonsecaea multimorphosa CBS 102226 is the source of this 2205-nucleotide messenger RNA. RefSeq lists its product as uncharacterized. NCBI's taxonomy places the organism in Eukaryota, Fungi, Ascomycota, Eurotiomycetes, Chaetothyriales, Herpotrichiellaceae. The transcript has 3 exons. The record is from RefSeq and is a predicted model, not a curated record. Bases 1 to 2205 code for a protein of 734 amino acids.
AUGUCGACACCUGAGCCUGCAGAGGGUUCUGGUUCUCAUUCCACCUCGAUCCUGAAUUUGACUAAAAAGUUCAGACAUCUCGGACGUCUUCCCUCGAGCUGGAUCAAAGCAGCAGACGAUCGUACUCCCCCAGAACAAUCCUACCUCUGCGACACCUGCCUUCGUCUAGAUCUAAACCUCGAGUCGUUCUAUAUCCAAGAUGAUGCCCGUGACUUUGAAAAGACGCAUCGGCCUCGAUAUUUGGGCAGGCUGUCCCACAUUCGCCAUAAAACCCAUUGCCCUCACUGCCGCCUGGUGCUCGAGAUAGCCGACCGUCCUUCUGAUCAACGAAGUCCGAGUCUCCACGCCGACGAUGAUCCGUUGUGCUAUGCACGAUGGGUGGUGGACGGGCAGGAAGAUUUAGGACCCGAUCCCAAUCGCCCUGGAGAACAUAUAUUCAAGCCUAGGACACGACGGUUACUGAUAUACAGUGACCCUCAAGCAUUCAAAGAUGGAUAUAUAGUCCUUCUUGCAGACGACGCUCCAAUUCGAGAAUUCUUCGGCCGCAGAAUCUCCUCUCCUGACCUGCUCGAUCCUCACCAACUUCGUCAAUGGCUCCACGAUUGCGAGACCUACCACGGGAUGGAGUGUGAAGAGUCACUGGUACACCCCGAUCUCUUGGGACAACCAAAGGAUGUCUUUCGGGCGAUCGAUGUGGACAAGAUGUGCAUUGUCGAAUGCCCCCAGUCAUCCCGCUAUGUCGCCUUGAGUUAUCUUUGGGGCAAAAACUUUGCCCAGCUGUUUACGACCUCUAAAAACCUGCCGAAACUGUCACAACCGGGUGCGCUCGAGAAGGAAAAGCUUCCUCGCACGAUCAAGGACGCCAUCAAGCUCACCAAAAUGCUAGGAGAGAAGUAUCUGUGGACGGAUAGCUUGGCACUGUUGCAUGACGAUGGAUUCCAAUAUCAUGACGACUGGGUGUAUGCAAGAGCUGCUCUGACCGUGGUGGCAGGUUCGGGCAAGGAUGCGAAUGCUGGUCUCCCAGGAGUAAGAAAAGAAUCUCGCACAUUCCAUCAAGAGAUCGAAGAGGUCAAGCCUGGCUUGCGGCUAAUGGUGUCUCAUCUCGCUGAAGAUUACAUUUCAACCUCACAAUGGGAUUCUCGUGCCUGGACUUUCCAGGAGAGAAUGCUAUCAAGGCGGUGUCUGCUGUUCGUGAACGGACGGAUAUACUAUCAGUGCCGGCGGACCACCUUCUGCGAAGAUAUGGAGAUGCCGCGAUCCAACGGCUGGUCCUUGGACUCGAUUGACAUGCCGACCAGAAUCUUCCGCGAGAAACCCUUUGUUCAGUUCACAUCAGCGGUGGAGCUAUACACCCGACGAGAGUUGACGAACCCCAACGACAUCCUGAACGCCUUCGAAGGGGUGCAGCUGGUGUUGGAAAAGCGGAUAGCAGAUAAAAUAUUCUAUGGCACACUGGAGACAAUGAUGGAUCCGUCUUUGUUAUGGGAGUCGACGAAAAGGUUGAUUCGCCGACCCGGGUUUCCGAGUUGGUCGUGGUCCGGCUGGAUGGGGGAGAUACAAUGGAAGUUCACCGAGGUGGCCCGCUCGUGGAUUGAAUGGCAUGCUGAUCAGGCCGACGGCAUCCAUUCGUUCCCCAAACAAGCCUACGAUCGUAUACCACCACCUAUACCCUUCCCUCAGGACCUUGGACCGAUGUCGCGUCACAACUUGAGCACUAUGCUUCCUUUAUUACACUUCCGGACUGUCACAGUGCAGUUCAAACUCACUUCACCGGCACUGAUUCACAAAUCAGUCAUUUCACCCCUGAGAAAGAGACUUACUGGCCCGAGCGCUUUAUCGACUGUACGACCUGCCCCCGCAGACCCUGGACUGAUCAGAGCAGGGAUUGCUGAUCGGAACGGAUUGUGGUGUGGCACUAUUGACCUUGAUGCGGCUUGGAUGCACCGGGUUGGGACGCCGCUGGAUUUCUUGGUCAUGUCCAGGGUGAGUCUGUUUACCGAUGAUGAAUUAGCUAUCUGGGAAGGCACAUUACCGGAUGACGUGGAGGACUUGUUGGCGAGAAGGAAUUAUGGCGUUUAUAUUGUCAUGUUGGUCUCCAGGAAAGACGAUAUAUAUUACCGCGAAGGGCUGGGGCGGAUAUUGGCAGGCGCGUUGGACAGGGCUCUCGAGCCCGGGCCUAAAUGGGAGGAUAUAGUCCUUGGGUGA